ACGCAUCAAGUUGUCCACAUCAAACUAGCCGUCAGUGCCUCACGUUCUGCGGCCACCACAUUGAUGAGCUCCACAACAACCCAGUGGUGGUGGGAAUGGGAGCCUUCAAACCUCCGCCAGUGCUGCACACUCAUGAAGUCCAGCUUCAACGCUUGGCUUCCCACCCCACCUGAUAAUCAGCUCACCUGCAGCAACGAUCUCUGUCGCAAGCAUCACUGCGGGUAGCAUUAGCCUUUGUGGGAUUCGUCGCAGUUGCUGGAGAGAAGCUGAGGUCCUUUUAAGGAUCUGUGUGUUUCUGAGAGAUUCUUUCAAGUUGAGCUGGUGUUCAGAUAGGUUUCUUGGUCUACUAUGGCGGGCUACCGAAUAUGGCAGCUGCUGUUUGCGGUGUGGGCGGUUUCGGGCAGUGGCGUGGAGGUGAGUGCGCAGUUCGUUGGGUAUUACCGCACAAAGGACUGCGGCAUUGCAGAAGCAAUUGUCACUCAAGCUGUGACGCAAGCGUUCAACCAGGACCCCAGCGUUGCCCCCGCUCUCAUCCGGCUGUUGUUUCAUGACUGUUUCGUUGAAGGUUGCGACGCGUCCAUUCUCCUUGAUCCUUCUCCCGAGAACCCUAACGUGGAGAAGCGCUCAGGUCCCAACCUAUCGGUGCGGGGAUACGAGGUGAUAGACGCGGCCAAGACGCAGCUCGAAAAAACGUGCCCGUUGACAGUGUCUUGCGCCGAUAUUGUGGCGCUUGCCGCCCGCGACGCCAUCGUGUUGACUGGCGGACGUCAUUUUGAAAUGCCGACUGGACGUCUAGAUGGUAUGGUCUCGAGCACUGCAAGCGCUGACGCGAAUCUUGUGUCUACGGAGUCGUCUGCCAGAGAGCUUACACAGAAGUUUCUGGCACAGGGUCUCGGCCAGGACGAGAUGAUAACGCUCUCAGGUGCACACACAAUUGGCAGAACAACGUGUGCGCAAGUUACUCCUCGUCUCUACAACUUUCCUGGCUCUCCUAACGGUGUUGACCCGACGCUGGACUUCGAUUACGCCCUCCAUUUGAAACAGGUCUGUCCACAGGGUGGCAACCCCAAUUCUGUUGUUCAGCUCGACCCCGUGUCUCCAAACACCUUCGACAACAUGUACUACACCAAUGGCGUCACCGGGCGAGUGCUGUUCGCUUCUGAUAUUGCUCUCUUCGCUGACCACCAGACGGAGUUUGCGUCCAACUUGAACUCUGAGAAUGCGGAACUGUGGCAGAUCAAGUUUUCGAAUGCGUUAAUACACAUGGCGUCCAACAAGAUCAAGUUCGGAAGGCCGGAUGAAGAGGGCGAAAUUCGUCAAAAUUGCCGGUUAACAAACGCUAGGUUUGCGGCCACGGCCAACAUGUCAAGAUCCGCGCAUAAUCAUGGAGCUUGAGCUUUAGUUUACUUGAAAGAGUAGAUGAAUUCUAGAGCAACACGAAACGGUCACCAGUUCACCCUGAUUGAAUUUAGACUUUAGCUCAAGAACUGUUUUAAUUCAUAAACCAAAUUUUUCCAUCAAUUACUCCCAGAUUACA
This is a messenger RNA of Physcomitrium patens, 1537 nucleotides long. RefSeq names its product peroxidase 5. Lineage: Eukaryota; Viridiplantae; Streptophyta; Bryopsida; Funariales; Funariaceae. The record is from RefSeq and is a predicted model, not a curated record. Gene Ontology annotation, molecular function: heme binding; peroxidase activity. Gene Ontology annotation, biological process: hydrogen peroxide catabolic process; response to oxidative stress.